This is a messenger RNA of Drosophila hydei, 749 nucleotides long. Its product is annotated as FUN14 domain-containing protein 1. Gene Ontology annotation, cellular component: mitochondrial outer membrane. Lineage: Eukaryota; Metazoa; Arthropoda; Insecta; Diptera; Drosophilidae. The coding region runs from base 49 to 522 and encodes 157 amino acids. The record is from RefSeq and is a predicted model, not a curated record. The transcript has 3 exons. Gene Ontology annotation, biological process: autophagy of mitochondrion.
AAAGUUCCAUCCCAAAUAAUUAGCAAGUAUAUCUGAGCGAUUUUACCGAUGGACGGCGCAAAUAAAUUUAUAAAAAGAUUAUUGGGCGAUAUAAGUAGUCGUUCAGCUUAUUCACAACUGUUUAUUGGUGUGACUUCAGGAUGGGCGACUGGGUACACAACAAUGAAGUUUGGAAAGUUUGCUGCGUUUGCUAUUGGAGGAAGUAUUAUUUUAAUUGAAAUUGCGCACCAGGAAGGAUUUAUUAAAAUUGACUGGCCCAAAUUGACAAAAAGUGUGGAUAAAAUAGCUGAAAAGGUCGAAUCUUCAAUAGCUGGAAAUGAUGCAAAUUGGAUGGAUAAGACGGAAAAUUUUUUGGAUCGAAAACUUGAUAAAGCAGAAAAUCAUCUUAAAGGAAGGGCAACAAAAGUAAGGAAAUGGUACGCCAAAUAUAUUGGAGAUGAAGAAGGACCGAAAAUUAAUGAUCUUCACAUAUUUUUAACGGCAUUCCUUGGAGGAAUCGCAUUGGGUGUGGCUACUGGUUAAUAAAAAUAUAUUAACGCAAUAUCAAUGCAAUGUCUUUGAUGUUUGACGGAUAGUAACUAAAUAAAUCAGGUUUUUUUUAUCACUCCAACUAAACAUAUGGUUAAAAACAGUUUGUUUACAACAUACAAAGCUUGAUUAUCUUAUCCUAUAAUGAUAGAACAUUUAAUGCGUUGGUUAAUGAAUCGCGUUGUAUGGUACCGGAAAAUUGUAUAAUGACGCAUUAAUUC